Camellia sinensis is the source of this 1138-nucleotide messenger RNA. RefSeq lists its product as uncharacterized. Lineage: Eukaryota; Viridiplantae; Streptophyta; Magnoliopsida; Ericales; Theaceae. The record is from RefSeq and is a predicted model, not a curated record.
UAAAACUGUCAGUUGGGACCUCCCUCUCUUCAGUCUCCACCAACCGUCACACUGUCCAAUAUUCUCACCUCAGCCAUCGCGCCGCCGCACUGUCCCUUCACCGUCGACAAUCCACAUUCUCCACCACCAUGAAACCCCCUAGACUCUUAUCUGCAAGGCCAACCAACACAUUUUUCAUAACCACCUCAAAAUUGGCUCCAAAUGCGAGAAGGGUUUGUGAGUUCGGGCAAUCUGGGGUCAGAUUUCCGGCGACAAUGACUACCAGAUCUAGACCCAACACCCUCUCUUCUGUGCGCUCUCUGUCACAGGCCAUCGAGCCAGACACUGGGUCUGGUCCUGCCGCGGGUUUCCCCGGGAAGUUGCAAGAAUUUGAGGAGAACAUAGAGAAGGCUAUUUACAGGUGCCGGUUCUUGGCAAUUUUUGCAGUUUGGGGGUCUUUGGUUGGGUCUUUCCUGUGUUUCAUCAAGGGCAGCACUUAUGUUGUGGAAUCUUUCAAACAGUACCUUGUGAACCGGGUGAAGGUGAUUUUCUUGCUGGUUGAGUCCAUUGAUGUUUAUCUUUUGGGGACUGUGAUGUUGGUCUUUGGCAUGGGUCUCUAUGAACUCUUCAUCAGUACUCUUGAAAUUGCCAAGUUAGAGUCGGAGGAAAAUAUUCCAUACAGAUCAAAUCUUUUUGGCCUCUUCGCUCUAAAGGAACGGCCAAAAUGGUUAGAAAUAAAAACUAUCAAUGAGUUGAAAACCAAACUUGGGCAUGUAAUAGUGAUGCUUCUUCUUAUUGGGUUGCUUGACAAGAGUAAGAAGGCAGUUAUACACUCUCCAGUGGAUUUGCUUUGCUUCUCAGCUUCUGUAUUACUUUCCUCUGGUUCCCUGUAUCUUCUAUCAAAGCUCAAUGGCUCAAACUGAUAUCAAAUACAGUCUAGGUAAGUAUCUCGAAAACUAUUGUGGGAAGUAAUUAAGUGGUAGUGUAUAAUGAAUGUGAACUGAUGUGUAUGUGAUAUAUUAUAUAAUGCAUAUACUAAUACUAUAUAUUGAGUCUUUGAUCAGAUUACAUGUGCUUCAUAUUUGUGUCAUGUAGCCUGGGCUCACUGAGCCCACUGGAUAACAUGUUUGGUUGUGAUUUUGUUUUCUGUUUUUUGUUU